Messenger RNA from Tetrahymena thermophila SB210, 7338 nucleotides. RefSeq names its product SET domain protein. Lineage: Eukaryota; Ciliophora; Oligohymenophorea; Hymenostomatida; Tetrahymenidae. The record is from RefSeq and is a predicted model, not a curated record. The transcript is spliced from 25 exons. Gene Ontology annotation, molecular function: protein binding.
AUGGAUUAAAGAGAUUAAAUUCAGAUUUCAUUAAAGGACUACGCAGAGCUUAUAGAAAAUCGUAAAAGAGUACUAAGAAGUAAUACUAACACUGGUAGCAGCAAUCAGCAAUAACCAGCUUAAAAUAAUACUUCGUCUUAAGCAACAACUUCAAUCAAUGAUAGGAAGAAUGAUAAAAGCUCUAAAAUUAAAAAGGGAAGCGUAUAAGAUGAAGAACCAGAUAUUUAAAAGAAAAUAAAAAUAAGCGAUUAAGACAACUUAGAUAAGUCUAAUCAAAGCAGCACUAAUAGUGAAAAUUAAAAGAGUAGUUUGAACUCUGCUGCAAAUUAGAAUAUUUAAUCUAUUUAGAAUGAUGAAGUGUUUGAAGAGAUAUUUAAAAAGUUUGUAGAUUUAGAGCGCGAUGCUUUUUUGGACAUCCCAGAGUUAAAUAGCACUUUACAUGGAUAGUUUUAUUUAAAAGAUAUGAAUAAAAUAGACGCUCCUUAUUUAUAAGAUUCUUUUGUUAAAGUUUAUUCUGAAUCAUAAAAUUUGAUUACUAUUUCAAAUGGAUAUGUCUAGCAAGGAGCUAAUAAAAAGAAAAAGAGGUUUAUGACAAUUUAGUCACAAAAAGAAUCUAAAACUUUUACAUAAGUAUGUGACUGCUCUAAACAAGAUAUAUUAAUACUUUAAAAUAUAGCAUGUCUAUCUAUGGAUCAUUAAUCAUUUUUAAAGCACAUAAGACCUAAUGAAAAAUCAGUAUAUUAAUUUAGCGAUUUUGCAGAUCCAAACAUUAAUUAAGUGUUAUGGCCUGUUGUUUUACUAUCUUGUUAUGGACCCCUUAAGGAUAACAUUAGGGAUUUAUUUACAAAUGAUUCUUAUACUAUUAAUGAUACUUGGGAUAUCUUUAAAUUUGGUAAUUAUCGAAAGGAUUCUGCUUUAGAUGAGUAAAAUGAUGAAAAUAAAUUAAAAGGCUAAAAGGAAAAGGAUAAAAAUUUUGAAAGCCAAAUGAAUAUAGAGUCACUCUCUUAAAUAAAUUUCCCUUCAUAAUAGCAAAUCCCUCUUUAAAGAAGUUUAUCUGUUUAAUAUUAAUAAAACGAUGUUCUUAUAUGGUUUAUUGGCACUAAUAGAUAUUCUAUAGUAAAUAUGUCUCAGCUUAUGAAAGUGGAAGAUAUGAAUAAAGAAUUUGUGAAGGAAAUUUUUAAAAAGACCAAAUUAAGGGAUAUUACAAAAACUCUUGUUGAUUUAAUUAAAUCUUAUAACCAGGUUACAAAUAGGAACAAAGAAUUUGUCAUCACGGCUGAAAACUGUAAAUAAAUGAUCCAUCGUAUUGUCAAAAUAAGAAAUAAUAAGCAAUUCAAAAAAAAAGCUCCUCAAGUGACUUCAAAUGAUGAUUUUUAUUAUGCAGUCAUUUUAAGAUUUUAAGAAAAUAGAUAAAAAUAAACAAUGCAGCUUUUAAUUAAGAACUUAGAAACUUCCAAACUUCAUUGGAUUAAUCUAAAUUAAUCAGAAAGAAAUAUUAUAACCUCACUAAAUAUCCCAGCUCUUGGUCCUCAAGAAUUAAAGUUUAACUACUAUCUUGAUAUUUAGUAAAAGGAAUCUAUUAAUCCGAAAGAAAUUGCUCUUUCAUUCAUCAAUAGAUUUUUGUUGAGAUGGUUUUAUGAAAAAAGUGCAAUAACACCUUUAAGAGACGCAGAAGUAGACAGACUUUUAUAAUAAUCUAUUAGGGAAAAAGAAUUUUACACUUUCGAAAAUAUGCCAGAAAAAAAAAGAAACAAAGAGCGUUGCACUGUUUGUAAAUACAUUUUGUAUAAUUUGGAAUUUAAAGGUUGCUUUUAUUGUGGAGCAUAUUAUCACACUCAAUGCAUUCUCUAAGAAGAGGAUAACCGUAACUAGCAUUUUGCAUGUGAUACUUGUGAGCCAUGUAGUAUUUGCCACGGGAAAAUAACUGAUGAUAAUAUUACAUGCUGUGAGUGUAAAACUCACUUUCACAAAAAGUGUGGUUUCUCAAUAGCUUAUGAUAUGAAUACAAGUGAUAAAUAAAUUAUGAGGUGGUAUUGCGAAUCUUGUGUUUAAUGCUGUAUUUGUAAUAAUAAGCUAUCUGAUUUUCAAAAUGGAUAUUCUUUUAAAGAUGAUUAAAUUUACUGCAAUGAUUGUAAUGAGCAGCUUUAAAAGAAAGAGUAUUGCCCUAUUUGUAAAAAAUUUUGGUCUUAAGAAACUAACAAAGAUAUGGUUCAGUGUACUUGUGCUAUGUGGAUUCAUAGAGCAUGUGAUCCGAUUUUAAAAGAUGAUAAACUUUAUGAUGAAUAUAAAAACAAUUUAAGGCAAUAAUAUCGUUGCACUAAUUGUAGAAAAAGAGUUAGAAGAGUUUUAAUGUGUCAAUUUAUAAAAGUUCUUUCACAUUUAGAUUUUUAGAAAUUUUUUACCAAGAAUGAGUUUGAAAAAAUACCUAACUACCUCAAGCUUAUAAAGAAGCCCAUAGAUUUAUAUAUGAUGCAGAGAAAAGCAAUCUCUGGCGAUUAUGAUAAUGAACCAUAUGAGCAACUUUACAAGGACUUCUUGCUUCUCAUAUAAAAUGCACUGAAUUUUAAUGCUCAUCAUCCAGAAGCUUAUAGAGAGGCCACAAAAUUAAAUUUACUAGGGAGAACUGCAUUUUAAUAUUUUUAAAAUCUUUUAAAAAUUGAUGAAAAAGAGCUGAUAACAAUGACUGAAAAAACAUCUAUUUAAGGAAAACAAGUCGAAUUCAUUAAAUAUGUUGAAUAAAACUUCUUAAAUAUUGUAUUUAGCGCCUCUGCUUAAGCAAAUAAAUCGCUAACCACUAUUGAAAUCUAUAACAAAUAAAGUGAGAGACAACAAUCUAAUUAGAGUUAAAUAAUUGAAGAACCAAUUCAAAAUAAAAGAGAACAAGAAAAUUCUGCUUAAUAUUAAGAAUAUUUGAGAGAUGUUUAAAAAAUGGAAGAAAAUAAUAUUAAAUAAUUUAAAUACACUGAAGUUAGUAAUUUAGUUGAGUAAGGAGAUGCCAUAUAUAACUAUCUAUCUUUCCUUUAACAAUUGAUGAACGAAUCCAACUAAAUUAUUGUAAAAUUUGAAGAUAUUUGUAAGAUAUUUGAGCAUAUUGCUUCGAAAGGUAAAAACGAAAUAAAAUACAUCUAAUCAGUUUUAAAAAAUGAAACUUUAAACAAAAUUGUUAAAUACAACCAAUAUUUAAAUGAUCUCAUGAACAACAAUACUCUUGAUGAAUCGAAUGAAUAAAAUUAAUUGGAUAAUGCACAGUCAGAUAAUUCUUCCUAAGAAGGAGGGGUUUCAAGUUAAUUUAUUUCAUUCCAUCAUGCUUUGAAAUUAGAAAUUGAAAACUUCAUAUAAAAAGGUAAACCAUUUAGCUUUUAUGAAUGCGUGCCUGUAAAAUUUACAAAUCAAAAUAUCAAUUUGCUACGAUAAAGUUGUUGCUUUAUGUGUGGGGCAUUCGAUGGUUAUAAAUCAUUACUUUUUUGCACAAGCUGCUUCGAAUCUUAUCAUCCCUAUUGCCUUAUGAUUCCAGGAAGAUAAGAAUAUUUCAAAGAAAAAAUGGAAAGAGCCAUGAACAAUAGGGAAUGGAACUGUCCUAAAUGCUAGGUCUGCAAAGUUUGUAGUAAGGGUCCUAACAUUACAAAGAAUCUUUUUUGCAGAAAAUGUGAUGCUAUGGUUCAUUUUGAAUGUGAAUUUAAAGACGUUCAAGUAUGGAAUGAAUCUAAAAAUGAACUUUACUGGUAGUGCUCAGAUUGCUUUAAUUGUGCCAAAUGUUCGUCAAAAUCUUUAAUUGAUGAAUCAGAUAAACAACUCAUGAUCAAUUUAGAUUUUACUGAUAACUUUUCAUUAUGCUACAAAUGUGGUUUUUUGGACGCUUAUUACAGAUUCUGUAAAUUUUGCAACAAAUAUUGUAAAAAAAUACCAACUUUACCUAAGCCCGCUAAUUAGCAACCUCUUGAUGACCUAUUUUAAGAGAAAAGCGUAAGGCUAAAAUAUUUAGAUUAAUAUCUUGAAGAAGUUCUGUAUCAGUGCAAACUGUGCUAAUAAGUUUACCACAAAAAAUGCUUUGAAAAAGCUUAUCCAGAAUAUAUUUAGUAGUUCUUUUGCUAUACAUGCAAAGACUCAAAUCAAAGUUACAUGUAAAAGAUUUAUGAAAAUAGCUUAAUUAGCACUAAGUGUAGGAUUAUCCAUAUCCGUAAAGUGUAAGAGUUUCUUCCUAUAGUUGAGCUAAUAAUAGAAAAGUAGGCUUAAACUUACAAACUAAACAGGAAAGACAUAGGUGAUUUCAUAGCAGAAUAUUUACAUUAUUUCGAAAGCGAUUAAUUUGGUAUUUAUAAAUAAAAUACUAUGGCUUAUGACAAACUUUGUUAACAACUAAGAGAUGAAGGAAUUCUGAUAACACCUUAUAACAUUAAAUAAAUGGCUAUAUAUGAUGAAAAGGUUAUUUCACAAACAAUAGAGCAACUAAAAAAUAAAAAAUCAUUUUGGAGAGACACAUAUAUCUAAUCCAAUUAAUUUUAUUAUAAAUCAGAAUAAAUUUAUUCAAUAGCUUACUUAGAUUUGUAUAAAAGAGGAAUAACAGCUCCAGAAACAGCAGAAAUUGCAUAUAAAUUUUCAUUCGAAUCUAAUGAAGGCGUAUUUAGACAACUUCAGUAUAGCAUUUUCAAAUUUGAGUUAAAAGAAUCAAUCAGAUAUGAUUACAGAUAUGAUGAAAAUGGAUAAUUAGAAGUUAUUUUUAUUGAAAAUGAUAGAAGACAUCCUCUUCAUUUCAUAAAAGAGGAUUAAUUUUAAGUAUUUUAACAGAAAGUACAACAAGUUAUUAGAGAAAGGGGACUAUCAAAUCAAAGCUCAUCUUAAGCUAUAUAAUUCCCUUCAAGAGAUGGAUCUAAUUAACCUAUGGAAAUAGAAGAUAGUAACCAACCUAGUGAAUAAUUAAUACCAAUUGCACCUGUUAAAUUAUCUUAAAAUAGAUUUUAGCUUUCUCUCGUUUACUCUUCAUACUUUAAUCAAACAAUACUUGACUUAUAAAUGAAAAUUUAAUAAGAAAAUAGCCAAUAUUAAAAAUGUUUUAAAACAUAUAUUAACAUUCCUAUAUUAGAAGAAAAGAGCACUGUUUAAUUAUCGACUGUUACUGGAAUAAAUAAAAGAAGGGAUAUUGCUUAGUGUAUAAUCUUAUUGCAAGCUUAAGAAGAAUAACUUGUUGCUUCUGUUAGACAAAUGCUUGAUGAGUUUAUGGAAAAGAAAAAAGAUAAAACUAAGAUAUCUCUUACUCAAUAAGUUUUAAAUUCAUAUCAAAAUUUUUCUAAGAGUAUACUUGGAUCUGUUUAUUAAACACCUAUGUCAUAUUAAGAAAUCAUCAAUUAAUUCAGAGAAGCUUAGAAAAAAUUAAUUCUUGUUGAUAAUAAUAUAAUCGAUGAUCCUAUGAGAGAAAUACCUUGCUAGUUAUGCUCUCUAAAAGGUACAAGAAAAAUGUGUGGAAGGCUUCUCAAUUUCGAUGUUGAUAAAUGGGUUCAUGCUAAUUGUGCUCUUUGGAGUACAGAAGUUAAAGAAAAUAUAGAUGGUGCUCUAAAAAAUUUCAUACCAGCUUACAAAAAGUCUCUAUAAGUGUAAUGUAAACAUUGUAAUAAAUUUGGAGCCACUAUCUCUUGUAUGAUAGCUAGUUGCAAAGAUAAGUACCAUUUCCCUUGUUUAUUGAAAUCAAAUGGUUUUAUGACAGAUCAAAAAACCGUUCUUUGCAAGAGCUGUUGGGAUAUAAUCCUUAAAAACGAUGACACUGAAAUUAUUUUAAAAAUGCAAUAUUUAAAAUUGGUCAACAAUUUUAACACAGAUAGAAGAAUUUUUAUAUCACUUACAAAAUAAGAAGGAGGAAACAUCGAUUUUAGUGGAGAGUGCUAUAAUAGAUUUGGUUCUUUUAUACUUGUCAAUCUUGACACACAAGAAACAAAUGAUGAUGAAUUUUUCUCAUCUUAUUUCUUUAUGAGAUACAUUAGACCUUUUGUUUCACAAAAAUAUCAGUCUUAUGUUACUGCAUUUUGGUUGAAAAAAAAGAAAGAUGAAUAUAUUUUAAAAUCUUGUUUGCUUGCAGAAACUAACAAAAUAUUUUCAUAGACAAAAAAUAUUGAUGAAAACAAAAAUGAAUUUUCAAUAGAAAAAGAUAGACCAUUCACUAAUGAAUUAAGUGCCAACAUAAAAAAUUUAGCAGGAUAUAAAGAAAUAAGCGAAUCAAACAAUAAUAUACCUAGAUUUACUAACAAUGUAUUGAAAGAUAAAGAUAUAUUUAAUCAUGACCAACUUGAUUGCUUCACUUCAUUAAAAGGUAUACAAUAGCUCCUCUAAGAAAAGAUAAAUUAAAUAUACUAAAGAUACAAGGGUGAUUAACCUAAUAAAAGUACUGAUGUUAACAAAUUUGUUAUGGAAUACAUUGGUUUUGGUAUUCCUCAAAUAGUCAAAGCUUGCUAAUAGUCUUCAAAAUAAAAUAAAAAUAACAAUAUAUUCUAGAACAUUUAAAAUAUCAAAGUAAACUCGUUUUAAGAGCUCUUUUACAAAGAGUAAGUAGAAAAUUUUAACCCAUUUGAAAAGUAGAAACUAUUAGAAAAAAUGCAUCCCACAAUCAUGUAAAAUUAAAAAUAGUAACAAUAAUUACAAAACUUAGGAUAGUAAUAAAUGAAUUCAAAAGAAAAUUAGUAGUCUUCACAUUUAAAUAUUCCAAUUUUACAGCAUUUAAGUAAUAAAAAAUAAGGUUUUGUCCACUUCCAAAAGCAGAGCUAGAAACCUAUUAUGGGAAAUAAUUAUUUCAUCAGACCCGAUGAUAUUAUGCUAGAAGCUAAUCCCGAUUACAUGAAAUAAGAUACUCGUUAAACGAUAAGAGAAAAAGAAAUAGAAAAAAAGAUUAAAGCAGAAUAUCCGAAUUACAUAAAUAGCAAAAAGAGACAUCUAAAUAUUUAUGCUGGUCCUUCUAAAAUUCACAAAUAUGGGUUAUUUGCAAAAACUUACUUUAAAUAAGACGAUAUUGUUGUUGAAUAUCUUGGUGAAACAAUUAGAUAAGUUCUUGCAGACUAUAGAGAGAAGAUAUACAAAUAAAGAGGUUUUGGAGAUUGCUAUAUGUUCAAAGCAUGCCCUGAUAAAAUUAUUGAUGCCACUUUUAAAGGGAAUGAAGCCAGAUACUUAAAUCACUCUUGCAAUCCAAAUUGCUCCAGUUUAGUUAUUGAAUACGAAAAAGAUUCAAAAAUCAUAAUUUAUGCAAAGAGAGAUAUAAAACCUGGAGAGGAGCUUACAUAUGAUUACUGCUUUGAUAUAGAAGAAGAGAAGAUUAACUGUAACUGCAAUGAUCCUAAUUGCACAAGAAUAAUGAAUUGA